UUCCCUCCAUAUAUCGAUAUGAUCAGACCAUCCAAGCUCAACAUUUUGUUCAGUGCUGAGGGGUCUUUUGAACCGAUUGGAGGAGAAAGUUUUGAAGAUUUUUUCCGUAUAUGCUUGAGAAUGCUUUCUUUGGUGUAUCAUCUCGUUCUCGACACAACAAAUCCAUCUAUCUUUUCGGAGAGAGAGUUUCGCGUGCAUUCUUGCUGGCAGCACUUGUGUAAGGUAGAAGAUAGUAGGAUCAAGUUUUUGCAUGUCUUACAAAGUUGUGAUGAUGUUAUAAAAGAUCAGCGCCGCUUGUGUGCCCAUUCCAACUCUUUAUUUGGGUUCAAACAAGUGUAUGAUUCGAUAAAAAGUGAUUGUGCAUCUACUGCCCGUUCUCUCCUUUGUUUUGGUCGUUAUCACCAAUAUCCAGUGCCAAUACCUGCCAUGGGUUUCAAGUUGCUGAGGGUACUAUAUGCUCAUCAGGUCCGAUUUUACCAUAUCCCAAUUGAAAUUUUCAAACUAAUUUGUCUGCGGUACCUUGCCCUAACUUGCUACGGGGACCUCCCUAUUUCCAUAUCCAACCUUUUUCACCUUCAAUUCUUGAUUAUUGAUAGACAUAUGAGAAUUAUAAAGCGUGGAGUUCAGUCAUACAUGCCUGUACAAAUUUGGGACAUGCAAGAACUAAAGUGUAUUGAGAUAUUGGGAAGCGACCUACCAACUCCUAAUACUGAUGAUGCUAGCUUGAACAAACUCAACACACUUCUUGGUGUGAGUGUAAACAGUUGUACAAGGGAAGUUCUCAAAAGAAUUCCUAAUUUAGCACAUUUAGGAAUUGAAGUGGAGUUGAAGCCUUAUGAUGAUGAUGACGAAACCAACCCAUUGAGUUGCUUGAGUUAUAUAUCACAACUUCAGAACUUGGUCGGACUUAGUUAUAGCAUCAAGAAUCCCGAUAUAAAGUAUGAGUUUAAUAUGAUUCCUCUUUCAAUGUUCCCAUCAAGUCUCAUAGUGCUAAAUUUGAGUGGGUUAGGGGGGUAUUCUUGGAAGUACAUGAAUGACAUUGGUUCGCUGCUGCCAAAUCUCAAGGGUCUCAUGUUACAAUGCUAUGCCUUUCGAGGCCCGGAGUGGGAAAUAGAACCAGGGGGUUUCUUGAAACUUACUAUACUUCAAAUUGAAGACACCGAUUUGGUGCAAUGGAGACCUCAACAUGGAAGCUUCCCAAAGCUUGAAGUUCUAGGCAUGAAGCAUUGCUACAAAUUACAACAACUCAAUUGGCCGUAUGAUCACUCUUGGAUCACAAAAAUUGAAUUAACCGACUGCAAUCCUUUAGCUGUCGUUUGUGCCGAUGAAUUAAAAGACAAGUUUUCCUUUGAACUUAGAGUCAAAUCUUCUUUUUGAGAUCAAGUCACUCUGCAACUUGCCUUACAGGCAAAUGAGAGAGCCGAAGGGAUCAGACGCCGCAUUAUCAUAUUAUUUCAAUUGUUGUAUUACCAUAUUUUCGUAUGGAUUUAAGGAUUGUGACUUGUAUUGGUUUUUGUUGAGGAUUAUGAAACCUGAGAGCUGAAUGGUGUUUGCAAGUUGGAUUUGUCUGAAAACAUUAGUCCCUU
Salvia miltiorrhiza (redroot sage) is the source of this 1586-nucleotide messenger RNA. Its product is annotated as putative late blight resistance protein homolog R1B-12. The transcript is spliced from 2 exons. Lineage: Eukaryota; Viridiplantae; Streptophyta; Magnoliopsida; Lamiales; Lamiaceae. Gene Ontology annotation, biological process: protein folding. The record is from RefSeq and is a predicted model, not a curated record. The coding region runs from base 19 to 1377 and encodes 452 amino acids. Gene Ontology annotation, molecular function: alpha-tubulin binding.